This is a messenger RNA of Paralichthys olivaceus (Japanese flounder), 4263 nucleotides long. Lineage: Eukaryota; Metazoa; Chordata; Actinopteri; Pleuronectiformes; Paralichthyidae. The record is from RefSeq and is a predicted model, not a curated record.
CCUGCACCUGCUCACCCUGAUCCUUCAGAGCUCCAAGAAAGUCCUGCACCUGCUUGUCCAAGAAAUUCUCUACAAAUUCAGACAUCAUCUCAUUCUAAUCAAACAGAGCACCAAGUAAUUGAACUGCCCUCUCAUCCUGGUGCAACAGAGCUUGAAACAAGGUUGCAAUUUUGCCAUGAUACUGCAGAACCUCCCUGUGGUAUAGCAUUGCUUCAACAAAGCCCUACACAGGCUUAUUGUGGUCCAACAGAACUUCAAAAAGGAACUACACAACCCCAACCUGGUCCGGUUCAACUGCAACAAAGCCCUGCCCGUAUGACUUCUACCCAGGCCCAGGAUAGUCCUCGACAGCACAGUUGCCCCUCCACUAGCCCUACCCUGAAUUCUACAGAGGAGCAGCCUCCAGCCACAGUGUCUCAGCAGAGUCCAACAUGGGGUAGUCCCCUUCCUUGUGAACUUAUGCACAGCCCUCCACCAAACAGUCAGUACCAGGAAGGGCAUAGUCCUCCACAGCACAGCCCUCCACUUCAGAUUUCCACACAGACACAGCGCCAUAGACCAUUUAGUCCUACAAACAUCAUCAUCAACCUGCCUCAGCACAGCCCCCCUCAAAGAUGGCAUAGUUCUAUGUCACAUAGUCCUGCACAAGUUGGAGCCUCAACUCCACAUAGUCCCAUACAGGAUGCUGAAUCUACACUGGACCAGGAGAGCCCUGGAUUAUGCAACCCUACUCAUCUGCAAAGUGGGACUGCACGGGACAUUUCUACACUGAACCAGGACCCUUCACCAGUCUACUGUAGGUUGACCCAGACAGGUAUACGACAUACAUUAUCGAGGUCCAUUUCAGCUCCUUGUAGCCCAUCACUGUCCCCACUUAGACCCACACAGUGUAGUCUGUCGCAGCCUGCUAGCCCAGUAAAAGCCCACUCUGUACUGCCUCUUAGUCCUUUUCAGCUUACCCUGCUUCCCUCUCUGCGUACUGUACAGUCGAAAAUCACUGACGAAUCCACUGAAACCAAUACAACAGGAUUUAAGUCUUUGGAGCAUAGCCCUACCCAGCUGAGUUCAAACAUUAAUGGCCAAACACCGGAAGGAAGCUCCAACUACGAACUGUCCACUGUUCCCACUGAUGGCCAUUGCACAGAUGGCCAACUUCCAAACCAGCUUAGCCCUGUUCCAAGUAGCAUGUGUAGCCCUGACCAGUCCAGCCCCACCCAUGUCCCUGCACCAGAAAGCCUUGUUCACAUUAGCACUUCAGCAGAACACAGUAGCCUAACUUUUUCACCUUGUGCUGGUGAAACUGAGGAAAAUCCUCACCCAGCUAGCCACAUUCAUCAGAGGCCUUCUCAUGACAGACUCUCAGGCUGCAUGGAAGGUAAAGCUAGCCCCAUACAUAUCCAAGCUAGGUCAGCUAGUUCUUUCCAAGCUAGUGCUAGCCCUACACAAACGAGUGAAAUGCCUACUAGCCCUGCUAGCUCUAUUCAGGCUUGUGCUUGCUCCAUGCAAAUUGAGACGAACCCUGCCCACGUCAGCCCUUUAGUUUCCAAAAGUAACCCCUCAGCCAUAUUGGCUGCACCCGUCCACCCCCCGGCUUGUCAGGAUGAAGAGAUUGAAGUAUCUGUCAACCACCCAACUCUACUUAUUCAGUCAGAAGCUGGUUCUCUUGACUCCACUCCCGGCAGUCAAGCUCUUACAAAUGCUACUAAUACUGACCCAGUCCACACAGACACAAACAGUAGCUACAGUCCUAUGGGCACCAUAGAUGCUCAAGAGAGAGAUAGUGUUUGUAGUUUUUCGGAGCUCACACAGAAUCAAAUGAGCCAAAGACCCACACAUCCUUUUCAGUCAAGUCCCUUACAUGUCCAAUCUACCUGCAGUUCUUCACAGACUACUCCUGCUAGCUUUAGUCCUCCACACUGUAUGGUGACUGGUACUAGCUCAGCUACUGACCAAAGUCUGAGCAACAUUACCUCAGACUGCAGUGGCCAGACAGGUCCUCACCUAGCUAGCAUAAUAGAUGUUGGCAUCAUCCACAGUCCACCUAGGUCUAGACCUGCUGGUCAAGCUAGUCCUAUUCACACACAGAGCACCUCUGAUUGUGUCAACUCAGGUCCUCUCAAAAGACAGAGUCCCUCAUUAACUAACUUCUCAUACAGCAGCCCUGCACAUACUUCUGUUGCUUGUGUUAGCCCACCUUACAGGCGAGCUCAGGCCAGUGAAACCUAUCAUAGCCCUGCAGGUAGCCCAAAUCAUAGCCCAUCUCUCGACACUGGAACCAAUUCUGGCCUUACGGCUCAUCUGAGGCCCUCUAUUGUUGGCUCGAAUCCUGAUAUGGACACCUUGGCCAGUUCUAUAGUACAGAGCUCUGUUCUUCCGAGUGCAUUUCACCGUGAUCCUGUUUCCGAGUCCUCAGGCAGAAUCAUGCAGAUGAGUCCAGAACCUUCCAGUUCCCUACUUGAUGAUUUACCUGCUGCUAGCUUCAACCAGGCUAGUCUGAGCCAGGUUAACCAGUUCCCAGUUAGUCCUCACCCAGACCCUGACAGGUCAGCUCCUGAAAACCAACGAAAAACUGCCUUGGUAAGGCCCUUGUAUCAAGGAGCGCCCCCUUCUGUUGAUGUUACUUCAAUUCAGGCUAGUGCCAGCCAUGUCUAUUCUAGCCCCACUCAGGAUACCACUGCAAUGCCUAACACUAGUCACACUAGUGAAACACCUGCUAGUCCCCCAUCCCCUGCCCCCUCACAGUUCAGUCCUGCGCAGACAUAUUCCUCUCCUGCGCCACUCACUCAAGACAGCGCUGUGCACAGUAGCCUAGUUAAAAGUCCUGUUUGUGGUCCCCUGGAUUUAGGUUAUACACCGACCUCCCCAAGUCCUGGUCCUGUCAGUCCUGUACAGCCAGUAAUUAGUCCCAGUCCUGUUCCCGAUGCCACUAUGAGGUGUGAGGCUUGCCCUGGUCCCACUCCGGUUAGCCCUACUCUUGCUAGUCCGUUGCAGUGUGAAAAAAGCCUUUGUCUUGGUCCUGUUAGCCCUGUUCAGUCUGACACUGGUCCUGGAAAACAGGAAGUUAGGUUUGGUUCCAGCCCGCAGCAAGACACAGAAACAGAGAGGAAUUCUGCAGCCACUGAGGACAUCAGCAUGGUUGAGAAGCAUAAGGUGGAGAAAAAGACUGAAGAGGAGGAGAAAGACAGUGAAGCUCCACAGCAGGAGGAGGUGGACGAAGUGCAGGAAGUGGUGGAGGAGGUGGCGUCUCAUCAGAUAACAAAGGAGAUACCAGAAGAGCCUGUUGAGGUGUCAGAGGAGGAAGAUGAUCAGGAGCAGUUUCCUCCUAACACGGCUGUCUCCUCCCCCUCACUCCCUCAGCCAGCUCCUUUCCACCCCCUUCCUCCACACUCUGUCUCACCCCAACUGCAGACAGCCCACCACUCUGCAUCCUCACCUUCUGCCUUCCCCCUCCUUGCACCACUAUCUCCUCCUAGAGCCGGACCUCUUGAUGACUCCCUUCCCAGCACUGCCUUACCCCCCUCCUGCUUCCCCUGCACUUCAUGUCCUCCCUCUCCUCCUCUGGAGGACCUCCCCCAGAAAGGGAAGCAAACCAGUCAAGGAGAAGACGAGACUGGAACAGCAGCAGAGGCGGGGCUUGAGAAUGAAAAGGUUUUCAGUCAAUCACAGAGCCAAGUCAAAAUUGUUGCCGAGGCAACAGAACCCACCAAAGAUAAGCACCAGUCACUUGCUGAGCCUUCAGUGAGAGAGGAGGAGCCUUCUGAAAUGCCCCAGCCUGAAUCAGUCCGGACAGCUGCUCCUGAGGUGGUUGCUGGGCAACAGCCAAUGAGGGAGAGGCAGGAUGAGGAGGAGAAAGAAGAGGGAGAUAUGGAUAGGAUGGAUGAAGAGGAGAGGGAGGGCGCCAAGCUAGUGGACCAAUCAGAUGUGGAGGAGGAGGAGCCAGUGAGCCCUGUGCUAGAGCUGGACUCCUCCUUUGACAAGGACGUGAUGGAGCUGAUGACCUCAUCAACUCCUCCCCCCUCCCUCCUACACCUCUCCUCCCCCAGCCCGCCUCCCUCCCCCCGACGGGGGACUCUCAGGUUUCCUCCCUCCUCCUCCAGACCUUUAGAUGACCUCUCCAUCCGUCUCAGACAGUCUCCCUUCUCAACUGAGGCCUCCCCCGAAACCUCUCCCAGGAGAGAUCUCAUCACCCCACCUCCUCUCUCCCCACCCUCACCUUCUCCCAGGUCCCCCCCCUCUGCCAGAGAGUCUCCACCUCUGUCCCAG